Nipponia nippon (crested ibis) is the source of this 1113-nucleotide messenger RNA. Lineage: Eukaryota; Metazoa; Chordata; Aves; Pelecaniformes; Threskiornithidae. The record is from RefSeq and is a predicted model, not a curated record.
AUGAGGCACCUCCAGACCCCUCUGCCACGAUUCUCGGUGAAGACCCUGCUGGAGAAAUAUACGGCGGAGCCCAUCGACGACUCCUCCGAGGAGUUCGUUAACUUUGCCGCCAUCCUCGAGCAGAUCCUCAGCCACCGCUUUAAAGGCCCCGUCAGCUGGUUCAGCUCGGAUGGGCAGCGCGGGUUUUGGGACUACAUCCGCCUGGCCUGCAGCAAGGUCCCCAACAACUGCGUCAGCAGCAUCGAGAACAUGGAGAACAUCAGCACCUCCAGGGCCAAGGUCAGGAAGGUGCCAGCCCCAGCCCUGUCCCUGUCUCUGUCCCUCCACGUUUUUCCCUGCAGGCGGUUUUACGACGACGGGGCCAUCAUGCUGCGGGAGGAGUCCACGGUGCUGACGGGGAUGCUCAUCGGGCUCAGCGCAAUCGACUUCAGCUUCUGCCUGAAGGGCGAGGUGAUGGACGGUAAAACGCCCGUGGUCAUCGACUACACACCCUACCUGAAGUUCACGCAGAGCUACGACUACUUGAGUGAGGAGGAGGAGCGGGGCAGUGUGGAGAGCAGCACGAGCGAGGACAGCUCCCCCGAGCAUCCCUACCUGCCCCUGGUCACCGAUGAGGACAGCUGGUACAACAAGUGGCGCAAGAUGGAGCAGAAAUUUCGCAUCGUUUAUGCCCAAAAGGGGUACCUGGAGGAGCUGGUGCGGCUGCGGGAGUCGCAGCUGAAGGACCUGGAGGCGGAGAACAAGCGGCUGAAGCUGCGCCUGGAGGAGGUGAUGGUGCAGAACCAGCUGGAGAAGAGGGAGCUGGAGGGCGUCAUCCUGGAGCUGCAGGAGCAGCUGACGGGGCUGAUCCCCUGCGAGAACCCGCAGCUGGCCCAGCUCUCCAAGGAGAUGGUGACGCCCCUGGUGAACCAGUGGCCCUCACUGGGGACCCUCAACGGCAACGAGAGCGGCUCGGACAGCAAGCUCUACAGGAGGCACAGCUUCGUGAGCACCGACCAGCUCUCGGCCGAGAACAGCCUCAGCUCCGACUCCCAGCGCUUGGGCGAGGGCAAGCGCGAAGGCGAGCCCUGGGGGCCCUUGGCCGCCCAGCCCAGCGUCAUGGCGGAGGACUGA